CGCCAUCAAUUCGACUACUGGCAGUUCAGCAACAAUGACGUUGCCCUUUGGUCUGAGGCUAGAGACACUGGCAUUGACGCUGCAGACCACGGCAUUGCUAUGGCUCUGGUGGAAACAGUCGCAACUUGAGUCUGGUGAUUUCCAGAAGAUUAAGAAGCUGGAGUGUGAUGCGACUAGGAAAGAGAAAGCACGCGUUGAUGAAAGACGAGGUCGCGUAGCUGCAGAGAAGGAGCUGCGACGUGUGAUGGAAGAGAAACUGGACACUAGCAAGGGUUGUUUCGUACAGCCUGUGGGAACAGUUCGCUCUUGCUUCAAGGUGUGCUUGGGUGCGUAGAUAUUUAUAUAUUGUAUCGCUUGAUGAUACUAUUUCGUUUUGAUGAGGCUGCACGCUGUGAGGUUGUAGGCACACCUCGUCAAGGUUCACUUGCACCAUCGACGAGGGCAAAGAUUACAUUUCAGCGGAGUAUCUCCCCAGAUACCUUAGUCGGAUUAGAGGAUUUCAGCCACGUCUGGAUCGUCUUCGUUUUCCACCAAAACACGAAUGGCAAGAACACUCGAGCGCACGAGGGUCUCCGAUCGGAUAGCCAUCGGCACACGUUCCGAGCCAAAAUCUCCCCUCCAAUGCUGAAGGAACGAGUAGGCAUCUUUUGCACGCGGUCACCUCACCGACCCAACCCAAUCGGAAUCACGUUGGCAAAGAUUGAGCGUGUCGACAUGCGCAAACGCACGGUGUAUCUAUCGGGAGUUGAUUUGCUCGACGAGACCCCAGUGCUUGAUAUCAAACCGUACAUUGCAGCGUAUGAUAGUCUUCCGGAUGCACUCGCGGCAAACUGGGUCUCCACUCCGCAACCACCCAUCAAAAUUGAAUGGGAGUCAAGUGAUUUGAUACCAACAAUCCACAAACUUUCAACAAACUCUAUACACUACCGCGGCGCUCCCGGGAGGUUUGUGGCCGCCAUUGAAGAAGUUUUGCAAGUCGACGUCCGCAGCAAGUACCAGACACGUCGGUGGACGUCCCCGGACUACGUCAACUAUCAGAUCAUCGACAACGUUCGCGUACAGUAUCGCUUCGCUCUGUUACCUCGACCGUCUCCUCCUGUGGAUGGCGAACUCAACAUCGACACGGCAUCCAUCCAAAUUUCAGCAGUUGAGGAGGUGAAAACUGCACAACUAGAGAGAACUGAAUAGAGUAACUUGAGCGGUGGCUUGUUGCCAAUCAAAAUGACAACUUCAACUUGAUCCAACC
Molecule: messenger RNA, 1246 nt
Organism: Phytophthora nicotianae INRA-310
Lineage: Eukaryota; Oomycota; Peronosporomycetes; Peronosporales; Peronosporaceae
Exons: 6
Coding region: 358-1188 (276 amino acids)
Source: RefSeq, a predicted model, not a curated record